UGGGGUGCAUGAAGAAAGGAGUGCGCGCGGCGGUUCUCGCUAUCAUGAGUGCCAUGAGGACCUGAGUGAGACGCUCCCCCGCCAUGAACAGCCGCGGCCAUCCCCAGUACCAACCCUUCCCCAAGCUGGAGGAGCCAUGGCCCUACUACAGCCCCCAGUCGCGGCGGGUGCUCAGUCCUCCUCCGAAGCCACGGUUCCCCUACAGCGUGCCCGUGGGCGGCCACGCGCAGAUGGGCUAUGUCCCCGCCCCUGUGGCCCGCCAUACUCCGACAGGAUACCGGGGGUACAGCAGCUCUCCUGCGCCCUCGCCCUACUCCCGAGCCCACGACUACUCCGCGGCGGAGAGGCACUCCCGGAUCUCCGUGCCACGACACUACCCUGACGAAGACGUCGACAGCGACCCGGUGGUCUACAACGCGGGCUUCACCUUCCGGAUGGGCAAGGAGUCGACCGUCCACAAGCACUUGGAGGUGCAGCCCGCCCACGCCAUCUCGGACACGCAGUCCUCCAGCCUGUCCCGCCAGAUCAACCAAUUCCUGCAGAAGAGUGACCACGCCCUCGACCGCUACGCCAAGGUGGUGCAGUCCCGCUCCGGCUCGCGGGCCAAGUCGCGGACGCCGGGCGUGCGGGACGACUCGCCGGACCGCUCCCUCGCGCUGUCGUACCGAUCGCAGCGCUCCACCUCGGCCGCCUCCAUCGCCGUCAAGGCCGAGAAGCACCUCGAGACGCUGGGGCGCAUCGGCGGCGGCAAGAAGGCGGCGCCCAUCGCCGAGCGCGAGGAGGACGAUGAUCUCGGGUCCUCCAGCAGCGAGGACUCGUUCGACGAGUUCGACACGGAGCACGACGUGCCCCGCUCCACGGACGUCUUCGACAUCUCGGACGACACGUCGGCGGAUCUCAGCAAGCUGUCUGCCAUCGACGUUGACGGCGCCACAGAAUGCAACACGCCGUUCGACCCAACCCGGCUGGAUGACCUGAGCUCCGACAGUGACGACGAGUACUUCGAUGUUGUGGCGAUAUCAGCCCUCCGUCAGCAGCCCCCACCCCCUCAGACCCCAGCCAAACCCCCUCCACAGCAGCCCCCCCAGGCACCUUACCUCCCACCCACCCACAGCCAAAGCUUACCAGCUGUGAAUAAAGGCAUCAGGCCUAUGGGCAAUGCACAGGCUCAGCAACAUGCACCUGCAGCCAAACCUUCACCAGGUUCUGUGGCAAAGAAUGUGGAGGCUUCUAAGCUGGCUCCCAGUGCUGGUGCCGCAGACAAGAACAAGGACCUUAAAUCACAGGCAGCUGCUACCCCAGUCAACAGACCAGACCAACAAGCACAGAAAACUCCUGCAGUAAUUGGAAAUGGAACUUUGCCAAAGAAAAUCCUUCAAGAACAACAGCAGGUACCCAGUGCUCCCAAAAAAUAUCCUGCGCCAAAACCUCCUUCUGCGACGCAAAAUGCGAACGAACCACUUCAGCCAAACAGAACAGAUCCUGCACAUGGAGAUUCCACUUCGCCACCAGCUAAGUCUGAAUGCCAAGCCUCUGAGAAGGCAGUUCCAGAAAGGAAACCUGUGCCCUUACCAUCUGACCCAUUGAAUCAACCACAGAAUAUAGGGGAUGGCAAAAAGGCCGCACGAGCACCAUCAUUCAAGAAAUAUCCAGCACCUAAGCCACCAACAACAGUUCCUGACAAAGAGACAGUAAAACCUGCAGUUGUAGAUUCUGCUCCAAAGCCAGCCAUUUCCCCAGAGGAUAAAACCUUACCUGUCUCAGAUCUUGCCGUCCUUGAUAACAAAACGACUGGCACUGUUACCAGGGAGACAAAGCAGGAAACAAAACUCCAUGCUGAAGCAGAAUCUGGUGUGGCCUCUGUAAAGAAACCACAGACAAUCGACACUACGAAAGACAACACGACUCCAGAUUCGAAACAUAAGACGACUGAAAAGGAAACGAAACAAUCCACAACGAAUCCGGUAAACCCACAAACAGAUACAUCUCGAAAAGUAAGAGCAGGAAGUCCAAUUCCAGACAAAGCAGUAGUGUUGGGCAUAAAGUCUCCAGCCGUGGUAACUGGGAAACUUCAGAUUGCCCCUUCAGAUGGAGUUAGUCAGUCAGAGAAGACGAAAGGAGCAUUGGUUGCUUCAAAUAAAGUCGAACCAAAGCCCACAGAGCAGAUCAGUCAUGGCAGUAAGACAGAACCAAAUAAACUUAUUAAUAAAAAUGACUGUGUAAGUGGUAAAGAAACUGUCCACCAGGAAUCAAAUACAGCAGUGAAAAAGGAAAAUGUUGAAAGUGUUGACCAAUCCAAAAUGGCAAAUGGAAUUUUAGUAGAAAGUCAGAAACAAGAAGAGGUCACACAAAAGGCAAAUAAAGCCCAGCCUGUAGGUCAUUCCAAAGAAGAUAAAAAAUCUAGUAACAAUGACCCAGCUGCAAAUAUAGAGAACUUCUUGGACAGUGAGAUCUCAGAGAUGGAAGUGUUCAGCGAGAGAAGUAGUAGAUGCAGUUCAGUGGCUAGUGAUCUUUCAAGAGCAGUAUCUCCAGAUUAUUCUCAGAAGUCAGGAAGACGCAGUAGAAGUGAUAAACUAGCUUCGAUCAUGAAUAAGUGGGAGAAUGAAGAGGUUUCACAAGUGUCACAGAAAAGUAAUAGAGCAAAGACACCCAAAAUUGGCAGAUUAACUGGACUUGCCAAUAAAUUUGAAACUGGGAAGGAUACUGGCAGUGCAAAGAAUGAACUUGCAGAUAACAAGAAUAAUAUUCUUAGCAAACUCAAGAACCCAUAUAGUCCACCAUUCAACCCAGAACCAAGACCACCAGAUCCGGUUCCAAAGAAAAAUAUUGGGGGAAUCAACACCUCAAAGUUUGGAAGUGUUGCAAGCUUUACCAGAAAGCCAGGUGAUCCCAAGAAAGAGGCUGAGAGAAAACGACAAAGCGGCAAAGACACAGCAACAAAAUUAAAGGAUGAAGCAACAGAAAAUGUAAUCAAUAAAGAGAAAACUCUAGCCAAAGACCCAGGAACUGAGAAAGGAAAAGAGCAAUUGAAUCAGAAAGAUAGCAGUGGAGCUGCAGAAAACAAGGAUUUAAAGGAUGCUCAGGAAAAGGUUAAAGGUAAUCAGGGUGAGGUUAUACCAAAUGGAGACAUACAUUCUGUAGAUUCAAAUGUAUCUGUUAAUGAGAGUGAAGCAAAAGUCAGUAAGAAAAAGAAGAAAAAGAAAGUUGUAGAUGCAGAAAAAUCAAUUGAAGAAGAUGUUGCAAAUGCUCUGCAAGAUAAGUCUCCUGGUGGUUCAAAGGAUAAAACAGAUUUAGUGAUAGUCAGCAAAGAGAGUUCUUCAGGCGCUGUAAUCGAAAAGGCAGGUGUAAAGGAGUCAGCUGAGUCUGGUACCAAGGACCUUAUAGUUAACAGUAUUCCAGUUAAUGAAAAGGAAAAGAUAACAUCAAAGACUGUGGAUGGUACAGACAAAACAGAUAUUCCUAGUGAAAAAGCCAAGAAAACGAAAGCAGUGGAUGAAAUAACAAAAGCAGCUGAAAGUAAAAAUAUUUCAAGCAAAGAGGGUGAGAGUAAAGACCUCAAGAAUAAGACAAAGGAUAGCACAGACACUCAAGAGAAGCCAAUCACUGAACCUCCCAGUAAGGCAACAGAUGAAAAGGCUGGUAUCAUUUCCAAACAGAACAAGGUGGAGGACACUACACUUGCCAAAGAAAAAGUGGAUAAUAGCAGUAUUCCAGUCAAUGAAAAGGAAAAGAUAACAUCAAAAACUGUGGAUGGUACAGACAAAACAGGUAUUCCUAGUGAAAAAGCCAAGAAAACUAAAGCAGUGGAUGAAAUAACAAAAGCAGCUGAAAGUAAAAAUAUUUCAAGCAAAGAAGAUGAGAGUAAAGACCUCAAGAAUAAGACAAAGGAUAGCACAGACUCUCAAGAGAAGCCAAUCACUGAACCUCCCAGUAAGGCAACAGAUGACAAGGCUGGUAUCAAUGCCAAACAAAACAAGGCGGAGGACACGACACUUGCCAAAGAAAAAGUGGAUAAUAGGACUGAUGCCAAAACCACAUCAUUAGAAUCUAAGGAGAAAACUAACGUAAAAGUCAAAGAAAAUGAAACAGUUUCUUCAAAGGUCACAGAUGAGAAACCAAAAGGGGAUGACAUCAGUGAUAAAGAAAAGGAAGCCAUUGUCAAGACUAAGCCACUUGACACUAAGGAUGUUAAGGUUACAACAGAGAAAAUUUGUGAGGCCAAGAUUGGUGAGGAUAAGGAAGUUAAGGAAAAAAUAGAUGCCAGUGAAAAAGUGGCUAAACUAAGGUUAAAGGCUAGGUUAAAGAUUAAUAAAAUGAAGGCCAUGGAGGUAAAGACAGAGGAAACUAAAGAUACCGAGGGAAAGACAAGUGAACCUAAUGAUGUCAAGGCAAAGACAGGUGAAUCUACUAAUGAUACCAAAUUAAAGGAAGAUUUAACUAAGGAUCAGAAGGUAAAGACAGACAAAACAAGUGAUAUCGGGGUUAAGACAGAUGAAACUAAAGAUACCAAGGUAGUGAUAGAAGAUACCAUGCUAAAGAUGGAUGGUACUAAGGAUGCUAAGAGAGAGGAUUUGAAGGUGAAAAUAGAUAAAUCAAAAGAUGGUGUCACAGAUACCAAGGAAACGACAGAUAAAACAGCGGAUAGUGAGGUAAAAGUAGAUGGAGUAGAAGAUGCUAAGGUAAAGACAGAAAAGGUAGAAGAUGUUGCAGUGAAGGUAGAUAAGGUAGUAGAUGCCAAAAUAAAGAUAAAUAAGGUUGCAGAUGCUAAAGUAAAGACAGAUAAGAUGGAAGAAGCAGUAAAGAGAGAUAAGGUAGAAGAUGCUGAAGUAAAGAUGGAUAAGGUAGAUGAUGCUGCAGUAAAGAGAGAUAAGGUAGAAGAUGCUAAAGCAGAGACGAACAAGGUGGCAGAUACCAAAGUACAGGCAGAUAAGAUGGAGGAAGCCAAGAUAAAAACAGAUGAAAGUAUGGCUACCAAAGGAAAGGUUGAUGAAGGCACUGAUGCUGGAACAAUUAUAACAGAAAAGAAGAAAGUACGAAUCAGGACACCAAGUAUGGAUUCCCAAAAAGAACUUAGUGCAGGAAAGAUUGAGGAUUUGAUAGCAGGUGGCAUCAAGGAUUCAAACAAGUCACUUGAAGUUUCCGAUACAAAGCCUAAGGUGGAUGAAACUUCUAGUACUCCUGUCACCUUGAAGGAAGUAAAAGAUGUAGAAACAAAAUCAGAGAUCAAAGCUGCAGAAGUUGUUCCUGAGACACCUAAAACACCUGAAGAGACUGGCUGCAGGCCUAAAGUAUUUAAAUUACCUGAGUUGGUGAAAGAAGAAAAUCAAGGAAUAGAUGUGAACCAGGCCAUCAUGCAAAAACCUGCGAGGAAACAUCAUGAAGAAAGCAGGCAUGAGGAAAAGAAGGGUAAAAGAAGUGUGGCCCUCAGGGGAGCAGUUAUGGGGGCAGUCAAUAAAACUAAAUUGGCCUUUGGCAUAGGUACAAAAACUCUGGGAGAAUCUGUUCCAGUACAGCCUAGUAUACCACAGCCAAGUGUUGUUCCAAAGCCUGAAGAAAGUAUGGAUGAUAAAAUAAACAUGAAAAUAUUAGGAAAGCCUGUUCCUGAAUUGGAAUCAGAGGUGGAAGCUUUGAUAAGGGAAGCAUCGGCUCUCCUAGGGCCUGACAGCAUGUCUCCACAACCUUCUACCUCGGCUGCAUCAGCACCAUCCAGUCCCUUGAAGGAUAUUGAAAGACCUAUACCCUUGAGUGAAAAAAUAGAGUUACAUGUAGAAAAGAACCAUACAACUUGCAUAGGAGAGGAAGGCGAGGAAGAGGUUUAUGUUGAUGCCAUUGACCCAUCCCAACUGCAUUCAUUAUCCCCUAGUGCAGUAGAUCCUACCCAGCUCGAUAUCUUGAUGCCUCUCCCAGAUGUUCAGGCAGAGAGAGAGCGACGGUCUCGUUCUCGCACUCCCAUGGAUCGCUCUGAGAGAUCCUGCACACCAUCACCUGUAGUAGCGCAGACUGAAGCUCUUCUCUCCGAGACAGACCGGCUCCUCAAAAGGUCUCGGUCCAACAAGUCCCUCAGAAGGUCUUAUAGCCGUUCUCUAUCAGCAGCAGCACUGCAUAAACUGUCAGAGGUAGCAGCAGACCUCUCAGAAGAGCAUACCACAGCACACUUGGCAGGAGAGAGGCUGGAAGCUGAACAGGCAGAGAGAAUGAAGCUAGAAAAGGAAUUAGACAGGCUGCAGACGGAUGUUAGGCGCAUGACAACAGAGAAUGGUAAACUCGAGAUGGAGAAACUAGCACUCCGCACAGAAGUCCUCUCGGCAGCGGAUCUCAACGGAGAUGCAGACGAUGAUGAUUAUGGUGAAGAGGCCUCUUUGUAUAAGAGGAAGUAUGAGUGGUGCCUUCGAGAGAUUGAGGUCCUGAAGAAGCAGUUGAAGCAACAGCAGGAGGAUGAUUAUGAUCAGCUUGUCCUAAUGAAGAAACAGCUGGAGAAGAAGGUGGCAGAUGCAUAUGAGGAAACAGACGAACAACGACAGGUGGUGGCACAGAUGAAGCGGAAGUGCCAACGACUCCAAGCAGAAAUGAAUGACCUGAAGAUACUGCUGGAGGAACAGACAUCGCGUAAUAAUCUCCUGGAAAAGAAGCAGAGAAAGUUUGACCAAGAGAUGAUGGCAGUUCAGGAGGAGCUACGAGGGGAAAGAUCCAAUAAGGAGAAGAUCCAGAGGGAAAGAGACCAGAUCCUCUCCCAAAAGUAUUCGUUCGAGCAAGAAGUAUCGACCCUGAAGCUGGAGUUGGAGCUGAAGGAAGAGAAAGUUGCAUCCCUCAACAGGGAGAUUGAGGACCUGAACUUCACAGGGAAGACUGAGGAGGAGAUUGCAACAUUGAAGAAGGCCAAGCAUGACCUGGAGAUGCGCAUCAAAGAUCAGGAGGAGGAGCUAGAUGACUUAGCAGGGCAGGUGCAAAUGCUAGAGGGCGCAAAGGUGCGAUUAGAAAUGAGCAUAGAGCAAAUGAGGAAGGAGAAUCGCCGUGAGAUGGCCCAGAGAGAAGAAGAACUUGAGGAAGUCAGAAUAGCUGCUCAAAAGAAAGUAAAAGCAUUGGAAGCACAGCUGGAGAACGAACAUGAAGAGAGAACUCUGUUGGUGCGUGAGAAACAUGAGCUGGAAAGGCGCAUAGCUGACUUACAAGACCGCACCAUCACCCAUGUUGAUGAAGACUAUGUGCACAAGCUUAAGAAGGAACUGAAGAAGACUAAGGUCUUGUUGCGUGAUACACAGACUAUGCUUGAGAAGGCACAGUCUGAGGGCAGUCACAAGGUUCUCGUUAGACAACUGAAAACACAGUUGGAAGAUGCAGAAUUUGCCAAGACCGCAGCUAUCAAGGCUCGUCAGUCGGCUGAGUCAGAUCUCUCAGAAAUUAACUCCCAACUGGAAGAAGCCUUGAGAUAUAAGAAUGAAUCAGAGGAUAAGUGUGCCAGAAUGUGCAAAGAGAAGGCUGAGUUGCAAACACAGCUGGAAGAGAGUGAAGAAGAGGUGGCUGAGGUAAUGAAGAAGUAUAAGGCUGUUGUAUCUCAGCUGUCUGUAGACCAGAUCACACUCUCAGAACAGUCACAGCAAAUUGCAGAACUAGAACACAGUAAACAGGUUCUUCAGGAGAGAAUGCUGGAAUUGACCAGCAAAGUAGAGGUGCUAGAAGGAGAGACAGCAAACAUCCACACUCAGCGCCGGCUUGAGAUGAAGAUCAAGGAGGUUGAGUCUAAACUAGAACUUGAGCAGACUACCAGGCAGAGAUUAGAGAGUCAAAUAGGGCGUUUGAAGGACCAGAUUGAACGACUGACGAGUGAAUGUGAUUCAGCGCGGCUCAAGGAGAGUCAGGCUCAGGACCAGAGUAAGAGACUUGGAAGGCAGUUACGUGAGGCCAAGGAGGACCUUUCAACCUUCCAGCAGAGACACACUGAUGCUGUCAACAAGAAGAAUGAGUUGGAGAAGCAGUUAGAACUUUCAGACUCAGAAGUCAUUACCCUUAAGAGUGACCUGAAGUUGGCAUUCAAAAGGAUUGAGGACCUCCAACAGGCCAUCCAGGGUGACAUUUCUGACUCCGACUCCGACCUAUCCGACAGUGACAGCGACAGCGACGGCAGCUUGAGUUCUUAUCUGACUGCGUCCUUGAGGCAACAGAGGUCCUCCUCCAAUUCUACGCUUCGCACUCCUCCUUCAGAAGUGCAGCAGCUUGACAGACUGGAGCUCCCAAAUUCACCAUGUAGUGAAGCAAUGUCAGCCAUCAGUGAAGACCUUGAGGAGGCCUCGAAUAAGGAGUCCUUCGCGUGAUAGCUUGUACUUAGACCAUAAUAUAUAAUAAAGAUUUUUAUAAUGUGCAGAGAGUAAAUGGAGUAAAAUUAAUGCUGUAAUACUGCUUCAUUGUGAGGAACUGUGACUGUUUGUGAUGAUCCAGUAAAUGCUUGGUGAUGAUAUAAACUGGAGACUUGACCGAGCUUUAAAUAGGUUUUUGUGUAUAUAUGUACAGAAAAUAAACAUGCUUGGUGAGAAAGUCUUCUCCAUCUCUAUCUCUUUAUCUCUCUCUGAAUGGUGCUUAUCAUGUGAAACAUAGUCUUUAAAGUGAGUCAUGUUAGAAGUUCUGUCUCUUCAUCUUUAACCACUUUUAACAGUGACAUUCCCGAUGUGUUCUGUUGACUUUCCAAUGUGCCACUUUAAAAUAGCCCUCUAAAUUAUUUACACGAUGACUUACAGGAUAGGACUUGAAAUCUUAUGAUUCUGAAAGUAUAUGUAUGCUUAGAUUACAUAUGCUUUAUGGCAUAUACCCUUCACAUUGUUGUAUUUUAUUAUUCUCAUUUUUUGGUCCACUUGUUUUUUAUAUAAAUACUAUAAAGAAACAUCCUGUCCUGAAUCAUCUAUUCCAUGAAAUUCUCUUGUUUAUCAUGUGGUACAGUUCUGCAGUUCCCCUUUCUUCUUUUCUUUUGUCUUCUUUUUUUUCUUUUUCAAUGUCACCUUAUCCUUGGAUCCAUUUCAUUGUGAUGUUAGGAAUGUAAGGAAUUGUUUGAGGCUUAUAUUACUUUUUUAUUCAAAUAUUAAAAACUGUAACGUUCAUGAUAAAAAAUUGACCAACAGCAAUAGGGGAUGCUUUGUAUAUGAUGUUUUUAUGUCAUCAUAGAAGAUGCACAUCUCUUGUUGGGUACAUUGUAGGUGACUAGCUUGUGAAUUAUCCCCAGAAAAUAUCAAAUAACAAUAUUAUAAUUUCUAUUUAGGAAAUACUUAACCAGUCCUUCCAAGGAGAAAGGUGCAAAUUGUCAUCAAUAAACUGACAAUAGCAGUCAUAAGAAUUUAUAGGCUUCCAAUAGCACGAACUUACUUACUGUUGUGACUACCUCCUAUGUAGAGGCUGAGGUCCUUGCUCAUCAGCAUGUGCAUGGACCACAGUCUUGAUCAUCUUUGUUUCUCAGUGGCAGUCUUCUUCUCUGUGGAAAUGCGCAUUCGAAAAAUUGAAGGUUCUUGUGGAGAAUUUUUCGCAUCUGGUUGGAUUUACAUCAAUUUGGCCCUGCAGCAAGACCGUCUCACACCCCUAGCCACUGGGGACGCCCCACUGCCCGCUUCCCAGCUCUUCCGUGUCAGAAGAGUGGAGACAGCCCAGCACUUUUGCUUCCUGCUCAUUACAAGGACUGACCAGAGAUGUUGAACUUCAAAUUUUAAGAAUAGUUACUGGAUUUUUUUCUUAUUAUUUUUUUCACUCAUUUAAACCUGGUAGAAGUAAGAUAUAAAAGGGCAAAUUUGUGAAAGGUAUGAUUAAUUUUCUAAAGCAAAAGAUUGAGGUAAUGAGUUACUUCUUUGUCCAGCAUUAGAUGCACCUGUUAAUCACAUUUUCCGUGGAUUUGAGACAUUUUUCAAAUAAUUUACUAGAUCAGUGCUGGUGAGUUAUGAUUAACAUUGCAUUAUUGUGUAUUAAUCAUGACUAAAACAACCUGAGCUGUGUUGUAAGAAGAUUUAGAUUUAUAGAUAUUUUGUCCCCCUUUAGUUUACUAAGUCAUCGAGAAAUUAUGGUUCAUACUAAACCAUUUAGUAUCACCAUCUCCGGAGUGGUUGAAGGAACUGUAUUAUUGUAUCAUAACUCUUAUAUCAUCUUAUUAUUUAUUAUUUAUAUAAUUCUGCUGUGUAGAUUCUGUAGCUCCCUCCACCCUCUAUUGAAGCUCAUCUAAGACAUUCAUUACUGAAGCAUAAUCUUAUGGAUCCUAAGAUGAUUUGUAAUGAUUUGUACUGAAUUUACAUUAUCUGUACAGUUUAAAAUAAGACUAACAGCAGUA
This is a messenger RNA of Penaeus indicus, 10294 nucleotides long. RefSeq names its product titin-like. Gene Ontology annotation, cellular component: cytoplasm; myosin II complex; myosin filament. The transcript is spliced from 17 exons. Gene Ontology annotation, molecular function: actin filament binding. The record is from RefSeq and is a predicted model, not a curated record. Gene Ontology annotation, biological process: actomyosin structure organization. NCBI's taxonomy places the organism in Eukaryota, Metazoa, Arthropoda, Malacostraca, Decapoda, Penaeidae. Bases 84 to 8309 code for a protein of 2741 amino acids.